CUGAGUUGAUAGAAGCUCAGAUCCAGUGCUUACAGAUUUGGUAACCUCAGGUUUAGCACUGGAUGUUGGUCUAACGCAGAGGUGGCUCAACAAUUUAAAAAGGGAUUUUAAAGAGAUCAACCUGGAAUGAACUAAUCGACUAAUUACAUUUUAAAACGAUGUCAAGACGCUUCAAACUUUUGGCACUGCUCUGCACACUGCUAAUGGUGGCCUGUGUAUUUUUCUAUAGAACACAAUACACUACUCUUUUCAAGUCAGUAAUUUAUCCAGAAAGCAUUUAUAUCAGUCCAACGGAUGUUCUAAAAGAAGGAAAUGGUAUUAUAUUUGUUGAGACUACAGACAGGAUGAAGCCACCAUCUUUGGUUUUAUGUGCUAUUGAAUCUGCAGCCCGUGUGUACAAGGACCGACCUGUGGUUUUCUUCAUGAAGGGUUUACAAGACAUUACAAUAAUACAGGAUGAACUGGAAGCCCGCCAGAGAUUCCCUACCCUCUCAUCUUUUGAUAAUGUCUACUUUUUUCCUUUGCAAAUGGAUAAAUUAUUUAACGACACGCCACUCAUGCCAUGGUAUAAGAAGGUAAAUCCAAAAUUUGAAAUAUAUUGGACUCAUGUAAGUGCAGAUGGAUGCAGGUUAGCCCUCGUUUGGAAACAUGGAGGCAUUUAUAUGGAUUCUGACAUUAUAUCAAUGCGGCCCAUCCCAGAUGUGAAUUUUCUUGCAGCCGAAUACUCUCAGUCUUCGAGUAAUGGUGUAUUUGGACUAUCCCAUCACCACAAUUUUUCCUGGAAAAGCAUGGAAAACUUUGUGCAGAAUUAUAACGGAGCAAUAUGGGGGAACCAAGGUCCACAGCUUUUUACACGCACUCUAAAGACAUUUUGUACUAUUCCUCAGUUUAAGUCUAACGAGGAUGUUAAAUGUGGAAACAUCUCUUUUUUGAAUCCUAAGAGGUUCUAUCCCAUUCCAUACGGGGCCUGGAAAAGAUACUAUGAUGUCUGUCCAAAUGUGCCAACUUUCAAUGAUUCUUAUGCCUUGCAUUUCUGGAAUUUUAUGAACAAAGAACAGAAAACUAUGGUUCCUGGAGAUAACACACUGAUAGAACAUCUCUACAAACAGUAUUGUCCCACAACCUACGCUGCUCUUAAAAAUAAUGAGCCUAUUUAUGGUUAGUUAUUUAUUAUCCUUGUCUUGCAUCCCUGGGAAUAUUUAUGGCUAGAUAUUUACUGAGACCUGCGGGUGUUCUGUGACUGCUGCAACCACAACCAUGCGCCUGCAUAAAGUAGUUCCAACCCAGCUGGAACUUUACAAACUCACCUAACUUGUCAAUGGAUGCCUGAAGAAGUUUGAAAGUAUUUGAUCCCAUUGGCUCAACUCACCUGCAACCACCACUCACCGACUAAAGCAAAUCUUCAGCUACUCUCUUCUCUCUUUCUCCCUUUUCUGUCCCUUCCUACUCUGAUUCUUGGGGCAAGGACAGACAAAGUGUACACUUGAUAAAGGGUAUUGACCCGAAACAUGUUGUGUUACCACUACCCACAAUAAAUGUU
Molecule: messenger RNA, 1540 nt
Organism: Xenopus tropicalis (tropical clawed frog)
Lineage: Eukaryota; Metazoa; Chordata; Amphibia; Anura; Pipidae
Product: alpha-1,4-N-acetylglucosaminyltransferase-like
Exons: 3
Coding region: 159-1163 (334 amino acids)
Cellular component (GO): membrane
Molecular function (GO): hexosyltransferase activity; UDP-glycosyltransferase activity
Source: RefSeq, a predicted model, not a curated record